Messenger RNA from Ostertagia ostertagi, 1545 nucleotides. NCBI's taxonomy places the organism in Eukaryota, Metazoa, Nematoda, Chromadorea, Rhabditida, Trichostrongylidae. The record is from the annotation of a GenBank genome assembly.
AUGUUGAGCUUCAUAAAGGGCGAUACCAACAAGGAUGAAGUGGAGCUUCACUUCACAGAACUAAGUAUGAUGACGAAGAGCGACGAGAAAGGAAAACCUGGUCGUUUUUUGAGUGGCGGUACCGCCUCACCUGAAAAAGAAUCAGUUUCUGAAGACACGGUUCACCUUGUGCUAGAGGAAGCCCAUCUUUCCCAGAUGGCAUCCUCUGAGUGGACGGACGACACCGACAGAAUGACGCCGUCGUCGAGGAUGGGAGUGAGGGAAACAGACAUUCUCAGUGACGACUCCGUCAUUACAGAGAUCGAUCGGUCCAUACUGGACAACGUCGAAGGAUCGUUCACGUUCUUCCGGGCACAGGCUAAAAAAGCCUUGAUGGCAAUCGUCUUUCCGGAUGUGAGAAUGUUCGCAAGUGCACGAAUCGCUGACAACACAUUCGACGUGGAGAUUCAUCAAGAGAGCCGGAGAGCCUGGCUCUCUUUCGAAGAUGUGGAUGGUGAGAGCCGUACCGGCAUCACUGUGUCGUCGUUCGCAGAAGUUUACACGACGGCAUCUACGCUUCUCCUCGAGGAAAUCCCAUGGGGCGAGGUGGAGAUGACUCUUCCUGAAUGCGAUAUCAUGGGUAAGAGCGUAGAAGAUGAGUCAAAGACGUCUGUUCAAUUCAACGUCACCGUGUCAGAGACGAACCCUGACGAGAGGAAGUCUCUGCGUUCCCAAGCCUCGCUGGAGCAAUCCCAAAACACCAUAUCUGAGAUAGAUAACACCAUAAGCAACGGUAGCAUCAACAUACCGAGCUAUGUGAUCAAACUGGGAUCAACCGCAACUAUUACUUGCGAGCUGAACAAUUACCUACCGCCGAACAGCAAAAUAGACUGGUAUAAGGGCACGUCACAGGUGACGACCUGCCCUGGGAAGCUGGACAGAAUCAGCCACGAUCUUCUUGAAGUGCUGAUCAUAAACAAUAUUGAAAUGGAGGACAACGAGCUGUACAGCCUGAAGGUUAACGAUGACAUCUUCCCGGUGGCCUAUUUGAUUGUGGAAGCGCCAUCAACAGAGGAUAUUGGCGCGACCAUUCUCACUCCUCCCCAAACUCAGUUCGUCAUGGAAGGACAGCCGACGGUGCUGAUGUGCCAAGCCAGCUUUGUGUUGCAUGGCAUGUUUCGUUUAGAGCGUAUCGACGAGAAAGAGGUGACGGUGGUCGCGUCGGGCACGGAGAGUGAGGACGAGGACGUGCAGGAGUACUUGAUGCCACCGGGCAGCACCGCCACGAUCGCUUGUGAACUGGAAGACGGUGACCACGUGCCCAGUCUUGUGUGGCUGAAGAACGGUCAGGAAAUCGCGUUCAACAAUCCCAACAAGAUGGAGCAUGUGGUCAACGGCCUCAAGCAUUAUUUGGUUAUUCAUGACACUUCUCCUAAAGACACUGGACUCUACAGUGUGUCCAUUUCGAACACAGAGUUCAGAGUGGCGCAUUUGGCUGUGAAUGACCUGGCCACAAUGUCUCAAAACCUCCGGCGAAAACGUAUCUCAAAUAGUUCAUUGCACUGA